This is a messenger RNA of Fraxinus pennsylvanica, 402 nucleotides long. The record is from the annotation of a GenBank genome assembly. NCBI's taxonomy places the organism in Eukaryota, Viridiplantae, Streptophyta, Magnoliopsida, Lamiales, Oleaceae.
AUGGGUUCUUCCCCUCUAAUCUGCCUCGCCGGCUUCCCAAAUCCAGUCUCGAGAUUUUUAUUUCACCGUGGGAGUAAAUAUACAUUUGGGGUUAGGGUUUUCAUCGUUUCUGAGAGAUUUAGGGAAAAAAUUUCGUUCAACGAGCCCAAACUACUAUCAAUUGAAGUUUCCAGAGAAUGGCAUUUUCUGAUGAUUUGGACAUGUGAAAAGCUUCAGCAAUCAGGUUUCAAAGGUGUAUCUUUGGGUGGCAAUGCCGCGGCACAAGCUACUCUUUUACUGGGAAUGUUCUGUUCUGAUGGUUACACCCUGGUGGAGGACAAUGGCGCCUUGAAACGUCGAUGGAGAGAUCUAUGNGUACUGCAGCUAGAGGUUAGCUUGUCAAUUUAUUCCGAGUCAUUGUGA